Haliotis rubra (blacklip abalone) is the source of this 928-nucleotide messenger RNA. RefSeq lists its product as uncharacterized. The record is from RefSeq and is a predicted model, not a curated record. Bases 39 to 764 code for a protein of 241 amino acids. NCBI's taxonomy places the organism in Eukaryota, Metazoa, Mollusca, Gastropoda, Lepetellida, Haliotidae. The transcript is spliced from 3 exons.
AUGGUCAUAUUGAGGCAGGGGUGGAUUCAUGCAAGAUCAUGUAUGUGCAACUUCCUGUAACCCUUGGUAUCUUUUAUCUUCAUGUUUUUCAACUGUCUGCAUCAACCUGUUCCCCCUCCUGUUGGGUGAAGGCAAUGUCGGACUUCGACAACAAGAGAGUCACCGAGGGCCUGAUCUGGUCAGUAGAAGCGGUGGACACUCGGAUAAUCUGUGUGAGGAGUUGCAUGAAGGAUGGUCAGUGUAUGAUGGCAGGGUACACCCCGGGCAGUGGUCAGUGUCGCGGAUACAACGUGGACGUCAGGUCUCCGGACAACGUUACAACUGUUGACGAUCCCGGCUUCAGCAUGUACUUGAUGUGUAGAGCCCUUAAUUUCAUUGGCAAGAUGUGUAACAGUUCCAGUGACUGUUCUGGCGACAGGUCUGUCUGUGAAUCUGGACAGUGUCUGUGUGAUAUCGGCUACAGUCACUCCAGACACAAGGGGUACGACACAUGUGACAGAGACUGCACAAACUACGGAUCGACCUUCACCUCAUAUUCUGACCGUGCAAUACAGUCUUCGAAUACCAAAACCGUUUUCGGUCUUUCCGUGGCAUCCUGCCAACAGUUCUGUCUCAAUGAAACCACAUUCCUGUGCAAAAGCUAUGAAUACUAUUUCGCCGAUGAGAAAUGCAACACUAUGUCAUUUUCUUGGCUGGACAAAGGCACUGACUUCCACCGUGUCCUUCCGGACUGGGCUUACUAUAACCGGAACUGUAAACUUUGAACGUAGGUCAUCAAAGGAUCCAGAUACUUCGCCAUAUCACGGUCAUAAAUCGUCGGUACCUUUCGAUAUUUCUAAAGACUAGACUCACUUUGCGACUAUUAUUCUGCGUGGUAAGCUCAACUUUCUAAGCCUUGUAAUUCUUGGAAAUAAAUCAUCUGAACUUU